This is a messenger RNA of Siniperca chuatsi (mandarin fish), 1743 nucleotides long. It is a transcript of the gene ppp1r14ab, whose product is annotated as protein phosphatase 1, regulatory (inhibitor) subunit 14Ab. Gene Ontology annotation, biological process: regulation of phosphorylation. Gene Ontology annotation, cellular component: cytoplasm. Bases 438 to 893 code for a protein of 151 amino acids. The record is from RefSeq and is a predicted model, not a curated record. Gene Ontology annotation, molecular function: protein serine/threonine phosphatase inhibitor activity. The transcript has 4 exons. Lineage: Eukaryota; Metazoa; Chordata; Actinopteri; Centrarchiformes; Sinipercidae.
UUCUGUCAGUCCGCACGCGCCGCACCGACGGUCCACCGGUUCACUUCGACAGGACUCGAGUUUUCUAUUAUUUUCUAUUUUCACAGCUUCAUCAGGAUUCAUCUGUUUUUAUCAGAUAAGAAGUUCGGUGAAGAAACGAGAGAAUUGGGGAUUUUAAUAUUAUUAUUAUUAUUAUUAUUAUAAUUAUUAUUAUCAUCAUUAUUAUCAUCAUUAUUAUUAUCAGUAGUAGAAAUAUUUCUCUCUCUCGCUGAAACUCUGACUGAUUUAUUUAUACUUUUGAUUUUUGUCUCAGUUAAAAACUGAAUAUUAAAUAGUAAAAUAUUCAAAUCAGACUAUUAGAUAUUUGAUCCGGUUCUGGGGAUUUUGUGGGGGUCUCUUUUUGACCUCCUUAGUGGUUCCUGAGGCGGACUGUCCGAGUCCGGGUCUGAUCGGUCCUGAUGGCGGCGAACCGGGUGGGGCGGCGGGUGAAUAAGGUGUGUAGUACUCAGUCACCGAGCCGUGUCGGCAGGGGCCGGGAUCCGGGCCAGAGCCUGCAGCGGCGGCAGGCCCGGGUCACCGUCAAAUACAACCGGAAAGAGCUGCAGAGGAGGCUGGACGUGGAGAAGUGGAUCGACUGUGAACUGGACCAGCUGUACAGGGGCAGGGAGGACAAGAUGCCGGAGGAGGUGAACAUUGAUGAACUGCUGGACCUGAAGACAGACGAGGAGAGAAUACAGAGACUGCAGGAGAUCUUUCACUCCUGUAACAACACAGAGGUCUUCAUCAGUGACCUGGUGUUAAAACUUCAUGGUUUACAGAAGCAGGAGGAUCUGCACAACAACGGCAUCGACCUCCCUCAGCUCCACAUCUACCCCACCCGCUCCGGAUCAGCUGACAGGGAGAUGCUGCACUGAGACAGCAAGCGUAUCCAGCCACACCUGCCGCACCCCCCACACACUGCUACACCCCACCUACAACCUGGAGGCACUGGAGAGGAAAACAAACACACCUAAAGUCUGCAACCACCUAAACUGUCCUGAGUUUAUCCAAUCAAACGACAUGAAAAGCAUUAGAUGUUUAACACAAAGACUUAGUGGCUGCGGAGCUCAAAUCUCUCAAACACAAAUGAGCUAAAGGGACUUUUUGUUCCUGAGUUUACUUUCCUGGUUAGUCGCCGGGACUUUUUGGUAAAAAAAAUUAUAAACGAGAAGCCUGGUUCGACCAGGUUUCAGAGAUAUUCAAGCCAAAUGUGAGGUUUUAUUUUUGGUCACAAAAUCACUGUUUUUACACCAAACACUAAAUUUCCAGAGUGUUUCCACCCAAUCAGUGUUGGUCGACGUGUUUGAACUCCCUCAUGUGACGGAGCUGUUGUCCUUGUUUCUGUAUCAAACCUGUUUGCCUGCCUGUUUGCAGUGUAAAUACAGCACAACAAACAACAAAACUACAUCACAGCCAACAGACAGGUGAGGGGGGAGACAGACAGAUCACGGGUGAGACAGACAGGUGAGCUGAGAGAUAAGCUGCAGUUUAACAUUUAAAAACAAUGGAGAGUUUUAAUAAAACUCUGUUUUUUGACUAAUUUAACCGGCUUCAUGAGGACGAACUCUGUCUGAUUGAUUAUAGUUUGAUUUGAUCAUUUUAUCCCCUUUUAAAGAGCCUGAACCUUCAACAAAAUACAUUUCCCUACAUAUGCUUCUCCUGGUUCUGCUGUAUCUCCUGGAGUAUUGUUUGUACAUGAUUUUAAAUAAAUCUUUGCAUUUGAAA